CUUAUAAUGGGCUCUAAACAAUUAUUGUCACAUUUUUCUUUCAUUAUUAACGAAGUACAUUUCCUUUAAAGUGUACAAUGAAAUUAAAGUUCUGCUUUUGGAUGUAUUUGCUGAUGAUGUCUUGUCAAGUUCUCAAAGUUAAUUCUACCGAAAAAAAGAAGUUCAAAUUAAGAAUCAGCGGUGGUCAAGCAGUUAAUUCCAUUCAACUCCCAUAUGUUGUCGCCCUUCUGUCUCACACCAGAUACAUAUGCACCGGUUCGGUUAUAACCCCUUCACACGUCAUUACCGCCGCCCAUUGUACCUAUACUCGUCAAGCCUCGGAACUUUUUAUUCGCGCUGGAUCAUCUUUGCGGAAAUCCGGGGGUGUAGUCGUCGCUGUCAGCCUCAUCAUAAACCACCCUUCCUUUAAUUCUAAAAACAUGGACUACGAUGUAUCUGUCUUAAAACUCCUACAACCCCUGACUUACAGCCAGUUUAUAGCCCCCAUACCUCUAGCAAAUCAAUCCCAUUCGUGGAGUCCAGGCACUCCUGCACUAGUGAGCGGUUGGGGGUUUACAAAAGUUGGCCAAACAGAGGAUUCAAGAGAAUUACAAGCGACAAUGAUCGAGUUGAAAAAUGCAAAGAUUUGUGACGAGGAGUUUGUCCCUUAUACUCUUACUCCCAGAAUGUUAUGUGGAGGACUUUUGGAACAAGGAAAGAAUUCUUGUAAGGGAGAUUCUGGAGGACCCUUGAUUAUUAAUGGGUUGCUAGCAGGGAUUGUGUCAUGGGGGGCAGAGACCAAGUGUGGAUUAUUGGGAGUUCCAGCGGUUUACAGUAACUUGCCGGUUCUAAGACCUUUUGUGGAUAUUGCCCUGAAAAUUUAAAGCAUUUUUUUUAGUCUAAACCGUGCUAUACUAUUUAUAAGUAGCUGAAAAUUUGUUUUUGUUUCUAUAGUCUAAAUCCGGCCCGGUGAUUAAUAUUUCUUUUACAAGAAAAAAAUAAAAAUUACGCCAACUACUAAUUUUGAACUUCCGUUUAAUGAAAUUUAUCUUGAAGAAAAUUAUUCUAUUCGUUGCAUUAGGCCAGAAUUUAACGAGUUUUAUAAUCUGUUUAUUAAUAAAUCUAAAAUAUGUAUUUUAUUUGUUUUUGUGUUUGCAUGUGUUUAUUGUGAGCGAGACUUCGGAUAUGAGUUAGAAAUCACUAAAAAGGUUGAAAAAGUAAGAACAGAAAAUAUGAAAUUUUAGAAUAGGUAAAGGCCAACACCACGUAAAAUUUUUCAGCUAAUUUUUUUUCUCAAUAAAACGUCCCAUAAAGAAACAAUGUUUUAUUUCUUUAUUGUCUAAGUUGUAUUAGAAUUCAAAUAUAGUACGCACUUUUUG
This is a messenger RNA of Tribolium madens (black flour beetle), 1358 nucleotides long. RefSeq names its product trypsin-7-like. The transcript is spliced from 2 exons. Bases 78 to 863 code for a protein of 261 amino acids. The record is from RefSeq and is a predicted model, not a curated record. Gene Ontology annotation, molecular function: serine-type endopeptidase activity. NCBI's taxonomy places the organism in Eukaryota, Metazoa, Arthropoda, Insecta, Coleoptera, Tenebrionidae. Gene Ontology annotation, biological process: proteolysis.